UCAAUAUCACUAGUUAAUUAACAAAGACCAUACUUUUGAAUAUGUUGUUCAAAUCCAAGAGGAAGAAGUAGAUGUUAAUGUAUGAAGUGCUAGUAUAUCUUUGAGAGGAAAGGGAUUUUGCUUUUUUAUUGGGAUAAUCUAUGGGAAGUUAUCUUCUGUUUUGAAUGUUGAUCGACCAUUCUUUAUCUAGUUGCUCCAAAAAUUAUAGGUUGAACCAAAUGAAUAAGCAUAAAGCUUGACCAGUCCACAUAAGUGAGGCUUCUAUUUGCCAAAAGAUGAGGAGUAUUAAUUGUUAACAUUGUCUGAAAAUAGUGAGAGCCUUUGAGCUUAGGAUAGUAAGUAUUGUCUUCAACUAUCCUAAGAGCUAGUUCUCGGUUAAUUUCAAACCACUGAGAGCCUUUUCGCCAGUCACUCAUGUUGAUUUCAAAUUAUUUUGUUUGUUAUUAGAAGCAUAUUCCCCCAAUGAGUCAGAAAAGUGUACAAAACCUAUUAAAACAUGCACACCUCACUGAAAAAUGAUACAAUAAACAAACAAUUUAUAAAGACUAAGGAUAAGAUCAUGAACAAAGCAUGAGCCAGAAACCCAAGGAUCAAGAGGGAAUAAAGGAUCAUCAAGAAACAAUAUGGAGUUGCUUCCAUUUCAAGAAGAUUGAUUUCUUCUUUCUUUGGCUUUGUUCAUCUAAUAUCAAUAAUAUUAGGAUCCAUAAUCAAUUUCCAUUCAAUCAUAUAGUGUAUUGAAUAAAAACUAACCCGAUAAAAGCCUAACAUGUGUAGCCUUUCUUGAUAUGCCUUUCUUGAAAGCUUGACAGCUUGCGUGACUUUCAGUCAAUGAAAUUUGCGUUAGACCAAUGAAAUUUGAGUGAAUGAAAUGGGUGAUUGAAUUUGUGUCACUCAUUUGCAAAUCAUGGUUAGGACCAGAGGAUUAGGUCGUGCCUUAGGUCAGGUUACUGGCAGAGGUGUGGGCAGAGGAAAUCGUGAUGAUUUCGAUGAUAUUCCGCAGCGUCGACAGCCUACUGCAUCCGCACGGAGGCAGCGAGUCGCUGUGACUGCGGAUUACGUCGAUGAGCCGGUCAUCCCUACGCCAGAUGUUCAGGAUGAUUCGAUGGAGGCACCAGUUGAUGUUCAGGACGACCCGAUGGAGCCAGGAGCAUCAUCGACAUCUGCGGAGGAGUCCAGACAUGCAGUGGAAGUUUGUGAUGACAUUGCUGAGAGGUUGGAGCGCCAUCUGAGUCUAGGGGUGGUCACGCCUAGCUCAUCGACACAUGAGGUGAUCGAAGAAUGCCUCAGAUUGGUCAGGAGUGUGACACAUGACCAUCUAGUAUACGUUAGGUGUAGACGUAGGCGACGCACUGAUCAGGCGUAGUUUAUGUACAUAUUUUAUAUUGAUAUUCCUUGUAUAUACAGAUAUUGUACAUGAACUUAUUUCAUGAGUAUUGUUGGUUUUAUUUAUUUUCA
Molecule: messenger RNA, 1455 nt
Organism: Glycine soja
Lineage: Eukaryota; Viridiplantae; Streptophyta; Magnoliopsida; Fabales; Fabaceae
Exons: 2
Coding region: 905-1363 (152 amino acids)
Source: RefSeq, a predicted model, not a curated record